AUCCUCUACAAUCUCUCUCUCUCAAAUCCCUUGUUGUUCUUCGGAUAGAUUUCAGUUCUUUAAUUUUCUCCUGACAUUAGUUAAAUAUUUAUAGAAGGGUUAUCAUUGCAUUCGUGGAGAAUUCAAUAUCACAGCGAAGGAGAACAAUAUGCGUUGGUUGAGUUUAUCAAUUGAUGUGUUUCGCAAAGUCGUGCGCUUGAACUUAUAUUGCAGGGUUAUUCUGUAAUUGAAACCCUUUGAUUGAACCUUAAUUUUCUCGUUUGUUGGCCUCUCAUUUCUUCAAACUUCCAUGGGAUCAAAACAGGUUUUCGUUAUUGCUCCUGAUAUUUAUAGGAUUAGCUGAAAGGCAGAUAGUUCAAGCCUCGUUCGCGUUAAAAGUUUUUUUCCAUCUGCUAGUUUUGUUCUCAUUUUGAUUUCAAUUUCAAUUUCGUCGUCUGUUCAAGUCCAAUCUGUGUUUGAUCCUACUAUCUAGCUCGGUCAUCCGCUACUUCUUUCGUGUGUUGCCUUAUAGUCGACUCUGCCUUUUCUGUUCCUUAUUUUUGGACAUUUCUUAGUUUAAACAAUAUAUUUGACCAUUUAAAUCGCACUCUAGAUUGAGUGGUUUUCUCAAGGUUCAAGAGUAGUUAUGGUGUGCCAAGCAGCAAGCCAAACUAGAUUUCGGGCAUUAAAACAUGAGAAUGGAAUUGCAGGAAAACCAACCAUUAUAGUGAGAGUAAUAGCAUGCUUUCAACCUUUGCAGGAUUGCCAGGCUGAGUACUUCCGUCAUCUGCUUAAACCUGUUACGUAAAUCUGUUCCUUUAUUCAGUCAUUUACCAAGCCGGAAGUCAUAGUUCUUUUCCUUUUCCAUUCUUUGUUUUGAAAAGACGCAGCAAGUGACCAUUGCAUAGUGAAGGACAAUUCAUCUUCUUAGGCUAUUGUUUGGUUUGAUGGUUAAGGCCAGCGAUUCGUGGCUUUCUUCGCAGCUUUCUUCUCAGCAACUGCCUGAUUUGAAUUGUAUGAGCACCUUGCUUGAAACGAGGCAACAGGAAUGUUUGCCAUUACUCACCAACCACAGCACUUGCAAGGUUUCUGAACCUGUGAUGUUGCCAGGAUCUACAAGUCCACGUUUGCAGAAUUUGCAGACUGAACACAUAGAUGCAGCUCAUGAGCCACUUCAUUGUUUUUCUCCUGACUUCCAUGCCUUAAUUCCUGCUACAAACCCAUAUAUCAACGGAAAGCAAUCUACGUUGCCUUAUGGUUUCAGUGGUAUGGUUGUGCCGAAUACAAAAUUUUCGGCGUCGUGUCAGAAGGGGUUCCUUAUUUUCGAUCAAUCUGAGAAUCAAACGAGGAUGAUUUAUAAUUAUGUUUGCCCUCCUACCCAGAAUCCGAUCAUUGCCAAUGUGAGAAUUGAUUCUGGUUAUGAUGUUUUGCAAAUGACGGGGAAUGCAGCCAAAAUGGAUCGAAUUGAUCCGAUCAAGAACAUUUCAUGUGAAGCAUCUGAUGGGAAUAAAGAAAGUGAGAUGCAUGAAGACAGUGAAGAAAUAAACGCUUUGCUCUACUCUGAUGACGAUGGAAAUGACAGCGGUGACGACGAAUAUGGUGAGGAUGAUGAAGUGACAUGCACCGGUCAUUUUCCUCCAAUGCCAAUGAAAGAGGAUCAUGAAAAGCAUGAACACAUUGGGGAAUUAACAGAGGAAGUUGCAAGUUCUGAUGGUCCAAACAAAAGGCAGAAAAUGCUUGAUGGUGGGUGCAAGAAAUCAUCUGCUUUGUACACUGCUAGUGUGGUAAAUUUGGAUGGAUCUCACGAAUAUGACAAGGAUGCAAAAUCAUGCUGUGCUGAUGGCCAGACAGGAGUAGAGGAAUCCGAUUGUACUUCGGGAAACAUGCGGUCCAAAAGGGAUAAGAUUAUCGAGAUAUUGAGAGUUCUUGAGAGCAUAAUUCCUGGAGUAAAGGGAAAGGACCCGCUGUUGGUCAUUGAUGGAGCCAUAGACUACUUGACAAUUACGAAGCUUAAAGCCGAAACUCUCGGAGUGAGCUUCCUUUAAGCUUUUUGCUCCUCCUUCCAUAUAUUAGUGGUAUCUUUGGUUAAAAGUGUAGAGAAUCAGAUGAAAAGAUGGUAUCAACCGAGGAUUUCUUUGCUUGAAUCAUUGAUGAAUUUGAAACGACUGAGAGUAGCUUUGGUUCUUGUGGGGUCCUCCCAUCUUUGCUUUUCUCUAUUCAUCUGGAAAGAGCUGUACAUAAUGGGGCAAUAAAGGAGGCAAGUAUUGGGAUGAUAUUGCACGCUGAGAGAGGUGAUAAAAGAAGAAAUGGUUUGUGGUUAUGCUUGUUGACCAGAAAUGAUUAUCUUUUAGCUUUUGGGGGUUAUUAAAGAUAAACAAAAAGUCACAAAGUUGUUUAACGCAUGGGAAUGGUAGUGGUGGGCUGUGCUGUAAAAUGAGUCCCCCUUUUUCCUCAAGUGUUGAGAACCUCUAUAGAUGUGGUGCAUGCGCGUUAGGUAACUCCGGUCCCACCUUCACCACCCUUAUUUUUAUUUAUUUAUGUAUUUAUUUUCAUAUCUUUGUCCUCUCUCUAGUGUUUUACCUCUUUGCACGCCUAUCAUGCUGGUAGAAAAUCUUGAAAAGUAUUGCUGAAAGUUUCUUUGACGGUGAGAGGUAGCAAGUGUUUUGAUGAUGAGUUUCUGGGACCCUUUCGCUUUCCUCAAAUAAUGUGUAAUAAAGGGUUGGCUUGUUUUACACGUGGGUUGGUUAAAAGUCCUUUUGCCGUUGUACAGUAAAGUUUUAAUAUGUUGGCUCUCUGAAGACUGUUGAACUUGUGAUAUGAGUGUAUGAGUGGAAAAGAAGUGUAUUUGUUUUUUGUGCUGUCAGUUGCCGUUUGUGCAUAAUAAUUGGAGUGUGAAAAAUGGAGUGCUUUUAGCGGUGGUGGUAGUGGUGGUGAUGUUAUCUUGUAUGGUUAUGGGGGGUUUUGGUGGAUGCUGGUGAUACAUAUUUUGGCUCUUCUGUUGUCCGGUUGUUUGUUUGUGUUGUAUUUUUAUGCACGUAUGCUGUAUUUCACGUGUGAGAAAAGAAAGUUUCUUUGUGCUGUAUUUUUAUGUCUGUAUGCUUGUGCUGUAUUUUUACGUCUGUAUGCUGUAUUUCACGUGUGAGAAAAGAAAGUUUCCUUCUGC
This is a messenger RNA of Morus notabilis, 3142 nucleotides long. Its product is annotated as transcription factor bHLH143. The transcript has 4 exons. Bases 927 to 2024 code for a protein of 365 amino acids. The record is from RefSeq and is a predicted model, not a curated record. Lineage: Eukaryota; Viridiplantae; Streptophyta; Magnoliopsida; Rosales; Moraceae.